Molecule: messenger RNA, 555 nt
Organism: Trichomonas vaginalis G3
Lineage: Eukaryota; Parabasalia; Trichomonadida; Trichomonadidae
Product: RNA polymerase II transcription regulator recruiting protein
Exons: 1
Coding region: 1-555 (184 amino acids)
Source: RefSeq, a predicted model, not a curated record
AUGGAAGCAACCAAGAACAAUGAGGGCAAGACCACAAGACAAAAGUUCACUGCUGAAGAAGAUUCACGCUUAAUUGAAUUAGUCCGCAUUCAUGGAAAUAGAGCAUGGAAGAAAAUUGCUUCUAUUAUGAAAACUAGAACAACCAGACAAUGCCGUGAACGUUACAUCAACUACCUUUCACCAGAUGUUACAAACGGCCCGUGGAGUGUCCAGGAAGAUUCCCUUCUCAUUGAAAAAGUGCACGAAAUGGGUCCAAAGUGGUCUAAAAUCGCCAAGUUCUUCCAGAACAGAUCCGAUGUUAACAUUAAGAACAGGUAUGCACUCUUUGUUUCGAAGGGAAAAGCUCCAGCACUACCACUACAUCAUCGUGAAAACUCAAAGGAAACUAAGCCACCAACACCAGAGCAAAUUCCAAUCAAAAUGCAACCAAUUAAUGUUGAUGAUUUGUUUGAUUCAGUCUGCAAUGAAGAAGAAGAACAAAAUCAACUCCAACUCGGUGUUAGUGAACCCGAGCAAAUAGAUUGGAAUGAGACAUUCGAUUUCUCAUUCUUCUAA